AUGCCGGAAGACGUUGAGGCAAAUGGGACAGAGGUCUCAGAUGCCUUGUCCGAUAAUGAGAACGAGUACGACGACAUGGAACAACGUAUCAAGGACGAAGAUGCUAAGAUGACUGACCAAAACACGUCGCCUGAGCCUGGCAGCGCCGACCAUUCAGGAGAGGUCAAGAAGAAGUACGAUCCUAAAGACCCCCACCGUCCAAGAAGAAAGAAGGCGAGGCGUGCGUGUUAUGCUUGCCAGAGAGCCCAUCUCACAUGCGGAGAUGAGCGUCCAUGCCAAAGGUGCAUAAAACGCGGUCUUGCGGACGCCUGCCAAGACGGGGUCCGGAAGAAAGCCAAAUAUCUUCACGAUGCUCCUCCGGAGGCUUUAAGACCGGUUUUGAGGACCGACUUACAACCCGGCGGUUCAUACAAAGCCCACGAAUGGGAGACACCUGUCUAA
This is a messenger RNA of Daldinia childiae, 441 nucleotides long. RefSeq lists its product as uncharacterized. Gene Ontology annotation, molecular function: DNA-binding transcription factor activity, RNA polymerase II-specific; RNA polymerase II transcription regulatory region sequence-specific DNA binding; zinc ion binding. Lineage: Eukaryota; Fungi; Ascomycota; Sordariomycetes; Xylariales; Hypoxylaceae. Gene Ontology annotation, cellular component: nucleus. Gene Ontology annotation, biological process: cellular response to starvation; regulation of DNA-templated transcription. The coding region runs from base 1 to 441 and encodes 146 amino acids. The record is from RefSeq and is a predicted model, not a curated record. The transcript has 2 exons.